Monomorium pharaonis (pharaoh ant) is the source of this 6806-nucleotide messenger RNA. RefSeq names its product ubiquitin carboxyl-terminal hydrolase 45 (gene Usp16-45). Lineage: Eukaryota; Metazoa; Arthropoda; Insecta; Hymenoptera; Formicidae. Gene Ontology annotation, biological process: protein deubiquitination. The record is from RefSeq and is a predicted model, not a curated record. Bases 308 to 3178 code for a protein of 956 amino acids. The transcript has 14 exons. Gene Ontology annotation, molecular function: zinc ion binding; cysteine-type deubiquitinase activity; cysteine-type endopeptidase activity. Gene Ontology annotation, cellular component: nucleus; cytosol.
GUCCCACUUGACUCUACAAAUGCUUCGAAGCGUUUGAUUGACCAAUCGAAACAAAGAUUUUUACGAAUUGACCAAUCAAAGAAUGCUUCGAAACGUUUGUAGCGUAACCUCCCAGCUUCCCACUGCCAUCAAUAGUCCUUUAUAUGUCAAUGGCGUAUAUGCUUUAUGUACUCGCGCGCAAACGGAGCAAAUUUCCACAUGUUUUUUUUACGUACGCAAACGUCAGGGUUUAGCUAACGCAUGAGAACUAUUUAGUGUAGAGAAAACGGUUUUUAUGCAAGAACGUUUACGGAUAUAGUGUGGUAAAAUGAGUAAAAAACGCAAUAGACAACCGGACGCAAAUCCCGAUGUCAGCGAAGCUUCCACUGAGUCCUGUGAGGAGGCAAGCGCAGGACGAUUGACGCCGGCAACCGUUCAGGGUUAUAGUAUAACUAACAAACAUCCCUCCCCCCCCAGUCUGGGAUUUUGGGCGGUGCUGUGGACGAAGCAGCAAGAAGAAGAAAUCGCUCUGGGGUCCAGAGACCCCUGUACAAAAUGUCCACACAUAGCAAAGGCUAUCAAUUUGAACAAAGUGAAGAAGAACAUAAAAAAGAUUGGUAUACUGAGUGAAUGUUCUAUGUGCAAAAAACUGGAAGCAGAUCUCAAGAUGGAAGAAAUUAGUGAUAUUUCGAAAUUACUGUGGAUCUGCCUGCAAUGUGGGGAGCAAGGCUGUGGUAAAGAACAGAAACAGCAUGCCAUUGAGCAUUAUAGGAAACCUCACAGCGACUGCCACUGCAUGGUGACAGAUUCUCACCAUUGGAGUGUUUGGUGCUACCAGUGUGAAAUUGAAGUUCAUCCUAACAGUAGGAAGAAGCUGCUGGAAAUUGUAGAGUUUAUCAAAAAGUGUGUCAAUAUACCACAAAUAUCUCAGCAAUCGAAAAUGCCAGCAAUUCAGUACCAAAAAGAACUAAUAGUUGAUGUACGGGAGAAAGAGAAACAUAGAAUAUUAAACAAUCUUCCUAAAGUUGGGGGUUUGGCAAAUCUAGGAAACACCUGUUUCUUCAAUGCUGUACUUCAGUGUUUAGCGCAAACACCUUAUUUAGUGAAGGUGCUGGAUGACUUACGUUUGCCCGGACAAAAAUUUGUCUUACCUGGUGGAAAACAUAAACCUGCCGAUGCUGAGGAUGAAGAAGAAUUGCCACCAAUUGAAGGGACCUUGGAACGGUGGGGCAGUUUUACAUCGAUUCUAUGUGAAACUCUGUCGAAAAUGCAAAACACCAGCGGCCAUCAAACUUAUACUCCUUUGAAUCUUCUCUGUAAGCUCAGGAAGAAGACUACGCAAUGUGUGGAUGGUGGACAACAUGAUUCACAUGAGUUUCUCCGACAUUUAUUAGAAAUAGUUCGAAAUGAGGAUCUCAGAAGGUACCAGAGCAUAAUUUUGAAGGAGGUUGGUCUAAGUGAAAAAACUAAACCGGAUUGCGUGGAAAAGGGCUUGAAAUCUCGCGUGAAAUUUUACGGCAAUCAGGCCAGCACACGAUUGCUGGGACCGGAAGCGGUAUUCCGUGGCGUGCUGGUAUCUACUCUGGAAUGCCUGGAUUGUCAUCACUCAUCGCAACGCACUGAGCCAUUCUUAGAUUUGAGUCUGCCCGUCAUGGCGGACAAGCCGCAACCUCCACAGUUGAAGAGAAAGAACAGUGAAUUUGAGGAUGCCUUUGAUAUGAUGAAUAUUCAGCAGCGUGACUAUCAAACUACCGAUACGUCAUGGAAACAAUUGAAGAAAGAGAAAAAAGCCGCCAGGAAAAAUCGAAAGAAUAAAAGGCAUGAAAACUAUAACAAUUCUAACGCGUUAACGGACCUGAAUAAUCCCACGGAAGAAAACAAUGAUAACAUAUUGAAGUCAGAAGAAAGCGACGCUGAUAUAGAAGAUAACAUCGAGGUGGACAAUUCUCAUCCAGAGAUUGGAGAGUCCGGUUAUAGCUCAGAGAAAGCAUCCGCCGUCACCAGUCCUGUGUCUCCCGCUGACCAUCAUCAUCAUCUGAACGACUUCAAUAGUGCUGUUAACCCGGAGGAUAAUCUAGAUAAUAAUUUGGACUCGGCACAAGUUAGACACCCAGGGAACAUUAACGCAUUAAUUAGCUCUAGUCCAACCAAUGUGUCGAUGACAGACUUGACUCAAAUCAAGAUCAGAAUGUCAUCUGAGAAGACUGACAGAAAUAUCGGCACGGUCAAUUCCGAGACUGAAGCGUCAGCCGCGGUAUUGACCGACUCCAUGAUUGUCAAUUCCGACGUCACAAGCCUUGAGGUACCCACUGUGAGUCUAAAUAGCUCCAUCGCUUCUAAGGAGAGUCCUACUAGCCCUAUCAACGACGAGGAAGUCACAGAAAGAUUAGACAGUGUUGAGGCAUGGAUGGCAACUGCUUUAACAAGGUACAAUAAAAAGAAGUAUAAUAAUGGAACUGUUAAUGGAGACGAUUGCAAAGAGCAAGACGCAUAUAAUGAGCUCGGUGAUAUAAUGAUGGGAAUGUCCAAAUUGGGAAUUGCUGGACAUCAGUCGCCUGGCAGGUACACAACCAAGGAGGACGAAUGUUCCAUAGAAUCGUGUUUGAAUCAAUUCACUGCGUUGGAGUUGAUGACGGGAAGCAAUAAAGUUGUGUGUGAAGCGUGCACAGCUCGCGAGAAGAAGAAUCAAGAAGGGUCGUCAAAAAUGAUAUGCACUUCGAGUACCAAACAAUACCUCGUCUCUCAAGUACCUCCGAUACUGAUAUUGCAUUUGAAGAGAUUCCAAACGCAGAGAGUCGGCUUUCGAAAAGUUUUCAAGCAUGUGUCGUUUCCGAUAUUACUGGAUUUGGCACCAGUUUGCAUAAAUCGCAAGAAACCUCGACUUUAUGCGCUUUAUGGAGUUGUCGAGCACAGUGGAACUGUACAUGGUGGUCACUACGUUGCUUAUGUCAAGACGAGACUACCAUUAUCAUCAGACGAUCCUCGGUGGAAAUUUCUGCCCAAGGACAAAGAUUCCAAAACGGAUAACGAAUCAAGUAGCUCAGAAUCGGAAGGAGAAGCAUCGGCAAAAACUGUAUCCGUCAUAGAACCGCCGCCUGGAAGAUGGUAUUAUGUAUCAGAUUCUCGGGUAUCAGAAGUAGAUGAAAGUACAGUGCUACAAAGUCAAGCGUAUCUCUUGUUCUACGAAAGAAUUCUCUGAUUUGAUGGACCGAAGCAGAAUGAAGAUCAACAUAAUUGCAUUUCCGAUUUUCGAGAAACAGAAAACAGACUUACAAUGAAUUUAUUAAUUCUAUAAUUUUUAGUAUCACAUCGCGCGUUAUCAGAUGUAUAUGUAAUUAAUUAUGUGUAUAUUGCAAGAAAUCUGUAAUCUAUUAGAACUAUUGAAAACUUAUUUUUUAUGAAAGUUGUUGUUUACGGUCGAUUAGCAGCACAUCGCGACAAUUAUCAUUAAAAAAUGUCCUUUUAUAAAUGUUUUACAAAAGUUUAACUCAAUUGUUAGAAAAUCUGAAUUUCAAACCUUAGAAUUUUCAGAUUUUUAGAAAUAUUUUUAGCAAUAUUAGUAAAAUUGAAAUUACUUGGCAAUGCUCUUUCCUUUGUAAAUUAUCCAUUGAAUAAUAUUCAUUGAAUAAUCCAUUGAAUAAACUUCAAUAUAAAACAAUAAAAUUAUUAGCAUAAUAAUAUGCUAAUAUUAUUAGUAUAUGUAAUAAUAAUUACAAGAUAGCGUAAUACUUAAGAAGAUUGUAUGAAUUUCAAUUCUUGUUUGAGUUCAUAGAAACACUAUGAGGAUAUGACACCAAAUAAAAAGAAAUUUUUUUUUAUGUAAUAAACAUACUUUUAUUACAAAUAGUUCCAGUUUAUAUUUAUUUUUUAAUAUUGAGUUUUAAUAUUUUAAAUAUUGAGUUAGUAUAAUAUACAUUUUAAAUGCUCGUUAUUUAAUUAAAAGACACGUGUGAAUUAAAAUGGUUGAACUUUUUAUACUAUGAAGCAAUAAAGUAUUAAAUGGAAGUCAAAUAAACAUACAAUAGAUCUGUCACAACUGCCUGGAAUCAAUUCAGUUUUCCCUAAAAUGUAUUGUACACAUAAAAAUAAGACUUAUGUAUUUUUUAUGAGAUCUGCAAAUAGAUAUAUAAUACAUAUAACGAAUAUACAUAAUAACAUUAUGUAUAAUACAUAAAAACGAAUAGAAAAAAAUUAGAUUUUGAUACAGUUCCUACUUUUUUGUAUUUUCAAAAUUUUAUUUCAGUUCUAUUACUUCUCCGGCUGAAACGUUUAAAAGUUGGUGAAAGGAGAAAUCCAUGUAGUUACGAUGUGAAAUUUGCUAUUGUAAACGCUUUAAAGUGUCUGUAGUGGAUCAUACUUAAAACGUUUUGAAGUAAGUGCAUUUAAUGGAUUGCAUUCUAAAGGCCAUUUCUCUUUAAGAAACUACCAUUAUAUUAUCCCCCUCCCCUGAAAAAAUUUAAUAUGUAUUUUUUAAUAAACGGUGAGAAAAAUCGGUAAAAAAGUUAAUUUUUAAAAAAAUAUAUAGCAAUAGUAAAAAUUUUGAAAAAAAAUUUUUAAGAAUUAGUUUCUGGAAGGAAAAAAGUUCCUCUUUACGAAAAAAAAGUCUGCUCAAUGUAGAAUGAAAGCAGAUAUCCAAUUUCAGCAUAUGAAAAUUUGAAUUUUUCGAGGAUAAUAAAUAGCGUUGUAAAAUAGAGAAACAUCAAUAAACCAACAAUUUUUUUUCAGCUUAAAGUUUUAACAAAUUAUUAUUUAAUACAUAGUAAAAACACAAAAUUUUCUUAUAAAAAUAGAAAAAGAACAGUUUAAAAGCAGUCGCGACAGCAAUUUAAACGAUGAUCAUUGCAAACGGUUGAUUCUUUUUAUCAUUUUUAUAUAAAUAAUAAAAACAUCUUUUUUUUUAUUAGUUAAUGUCCAAUCUUCUCAAUAUUUGCUGAAUGCUAAAUUUUAAUUGGUCUGCUUAAAGUCUUAAAGUAUUCUGGAUUUCUAAUGGAUCUCCAUUGUAGAUAUUCAAUUUAAAAUAUAUACAUAAUUAUGUUGUAAAAUGCAUGUACGUGUUCGAAAAUACUUAAUUAGCAAAACAAAUUUUUUUUCGAAGUUAUUUUUACUUACGUAAUCCCUACCUAUGGGUCGAAAACGUCCUAUUCGAAUUUUACCUGGCUGGCGUUUGGAAUAGAACAAACGGACCGGGCACUGGCCUUGGCACUGAAACCCUUCCCCUCCUAAGUUUUUUUUUUAGUACAACUUUGAUAGCGCUAGCAUCGCGGUUGCACGAAAAAUUAAGGAUAAUAGUUUUAAGUAGGACGAAAACUACCUAUAUAGAUAGGGAUUGAGGGAUAAGUAUGUUAAGUUUCAUUCAAAUCGGUGAGCGUCAGUUGGGUAGAGUUACUUGUCAGAUUUAUUGCUUUAAAUUAUUAACGAUGAUUCAAAUUCUGCUAAUUCCAAUUUCAAAUUUUGUAACUUCCUAGUCACACACGUCUGAGUUGGCUGAAACAAUUUGCGAACAAAGAUUUACAACAAUAUGGAAACAAAACACGUUAGAAUUAUUACAUUUCUUAGUGAAAAAUUUGACUGCGUUAAAUCAUAAAAUUAAAAUAUGAAAAACAUGCGAUAAAUAUAGAUAAAUUAAUUAUAUGUAUAACACUACAGGUGAUCAAAAUCAAAUGCAUCGAAACGUUUGUACACUUUGUAAGUUUUAGCAACAUAAAAUAUAUUAGCAAAUAAGACCUUAGCGUUGGCUUAAAAAACGUUUGAAUAAUUUAAUAAAAUAAAUAUUUUAUUUAUACCAUUAGUUUCAAAUAAAUAAUAUAUAAUAAAUAUAGGACUUGGUCAAGAAGUGUAAGAGCGAAUGAUCGUGUGGUGGUGAUAGUGCGUGGAUAGGAUAGAGUUAAGUAGGUAUUUAAAGAUUUAGAAUGAAAAAAUAGAAGUGAAUAGAUUUGUUUUUUAUUCCUGCACUGCUACACUAGUGUAAUAAGUUAGAAUGAGAAAAAAUAUAUUUGUCUUAUUCUAACUUAUUGCAGCAGUGCAGGAAUAAAAAACAGACCUAAUGAGAAGGGAGAACAAUAAAGUUGCUGGGGAAUUGAAGAAAAAGCGAUAGAAGCAGGAAGAAAGGAUAGUAGACGGGCAGAAAGAUCGCGGCUAGGGAGGUUAGGGGAUGCGAACGCGGGAAAAUGUCUACAGAAGGGAGAGAAGAAAAAAGAUAAAGGAGGAUAGAAAAGGGCUAAAGAAUCCGGAUAAGAGAGCAUUAAGUAAGGUAAAAAGGUGAAUUAAAGAAAACGGAAGAGAAAUAAGGCUAGAAAAUAUAGGGGUGAGCAAGGGGUAGGUUAUGUUCAUAGAAUUUAGUAAGAUAAUUUAUAGAGAGUACAGGAAAGAGUGGAUUCAGAUCACAACCCCUAGGCGAUGAAAUUGAAAAGCAGAAAGAAAAGGAGGAAAGGACUGCAGAAAGAAGAUCAAGAAUAAGAGAGGACGAUGAAGCAGAGCAUAUACAAGGAAGAGCGAAAUAGACAAAUGAAGGAGACCCUGGAUAACGAAACAAUAGAAUUCUGGAAGAAAUUAUAGGAGACGAUCCAGAAAGCAACAAUAAAAAUAGGCGUACAAGAAAGAAAAGGAAUAGAUUACAAGGUCUGGUAAAAUAGAUGCUGUACAAAAGAGAAGAGGAAAAUGUAAGAUUUUAAAGAGGCGAAAGAAAGAGUUACGAGAGAGGAUCAAUUAGAAAAGAAGAGUAAACUAAAGAGCUUUCUGGACAAGAAGCAAGAUAAAAGAAAUGAAGGAAGGAGAGAAAAUAGAUUUUUAAGUCUGAAAAGGCAAUGAAAUUGUGAAAUACAUAACUA